Messenger RNA from Trypanosoma brucei brucei TREU927, 4161 nucleotides. RefSeq lists its product as hypothetical. The record is from RefSeq and is a predicted model, not a curated record. The coding region runs from base 1 to 4161 and encodes 1386 amino acids. NCBI's taxonomy places the organism in Eukaryota, Euglenozoa, Kinetoplastea, Trypanosomatida, Trypanosomatidae. The transcript has a single exon.
AUGAUGCGUCGUAUGACUGCAACUGCCGUGGUUCCGCUCAUACCGAGAGCGCAGAGUCGUGCCACAAGCUGUUUCACUGGGAAUGGCGAUAAUCGGAACGGCAAUAAGGCCGGAAGAAAUGACGUUUCCAAGGGGCCGUACGGGGGACGACCGUAUGAUGAUAUCGUGUCCAGUGUUGAUGUGGAUGGGGAGCGGCUCCGAGGGUCAGUGAGUUGCACCUUGAAGAAGGCGCAAACUGGGCCGUCCAGGUCGAAGUAUGUACUCUCAGAUGCGCGAGGAGGGGUGCUACGCGAGUGUGGGACAAAAACUGAGGCUAGUAAUGAACUGGGCCGCGAAAACCUAAGGGAAGAAAAUAAGAAGGAGGAGCGGAUGCUUUCGAAAAUAAAGAAAAAGUGCGACGUCAUCAGUCAGCCUAAGCGGAAAACCUUUAUCCUUACGAGCAAUUUUUCUAACCGAUAUGCCAUAGAAAACGAUAACAAGAACCAUUCUGAUAACGAUGAAGAUGUUACUCGCAUUUACAGCUAUAACGAGGUGGAGCAGGCGGGUAACAAGUGCCGUCCGAGGCAGGGGGAUGCGACAUUCUCCAAAUCAUCUCCUUCACCCACUGUGGGUGUAAACUCUGUCGUCAAGCGCGAGAUGAUGAGGGAAAGAAGAGGGAAGGAAAAACAUUGUGGCGAUUCGGCAGUGCUCUCCGAUGCUGGCGCGGUUGCGGACCGGGGUCCCGGAUGGGGGAAUGCAACAUCAUCUGAGAACGACAAGAUCACCGAGAUGCAAAGGUACGAAGGAUAUGUUGGCAAGAGAAGCUCUGGUAGCAUUGUAAAAGACGCUGAUGAAUCGCACUUAAAAGACAACGGCUACGAAGAAGACGAUGAUGAAUUUGCGGCCAGCUCUGCAGUUUCUGUCGACAAGUUCAGAAGGGUAAAGAACCACCCCUUUUUCGAUGACUUGCUGCGCCGCAUCGAAAAAAAUGCUGCACGGCAGCGGCAACAGAUUAGGGCAGCGGGUCAUUACAACUUAGAUGCCGUUAAUCUGUGCGUACGACCUCUAUUACAGCUCACUGACUAUCCGUUCACCCUCGCAGAGUUGCAUCAAAUGGCCCCGUUCAUAUAUCCCAAUCUUCUCAAGGGCUCUCUGUCGGAUUUAAAGGCGUGUCGCCGCCUUCACCUGUUUCACUCAGCCGAUACCGACGUUAUCCUAGAUUGGUCCGUGGAGGAUUUUCUCCGCCGACGAUAUGAAAGUAUUCACCUUUCGUGGGAACCUGUAAAGAUAGUCAUGAUGAGAUUUGGGUGGGACCAUGAGAUCAUGUCAGACCGUGAUUGUCUUCUUUAUCUUUCCAAGUUUAUGGAAUACAUCGAGCUUGCACAGCUAGAGCUAAGCGCAGGAGACGAAAAGCCUAGCGCCGUCGCUAUCGAGGAUCCUGUGCGGACGGCGGAGCAGCGCCCCAUCCCCGUGUCACGACUUUUGGUGCGACGUAAACCGUCCGAAGAAACGGAGCCAUCCGUAACUGAAGCGAUUAGGCUUAUGGGUACCCCCGCGCUUUGGAGCCCUUCAAGAUCAAAGAAGGCGAGGACAGUCGACAAAGAAAGCGUUGAGGGCGUAUUUGAGUGUAUCCAACGAGAGGCUGCAGACGUUGACGGAGACGAGGGGUCACGACUACGCCACGGUGUGGAGGUGGUUGCACCCUUGCAACAGGCAAGGAACCCGUCGGGGCGCAGCAUCAGGGAUUUCUCACUUGGCAAAAGAAGAGCCACAAUGAUUAAUGAUGAUGUCCCGAAAAGUUUUGGUAUCGCGGGAGGGAAGCCAUUUGAUGGCGACAACCACAUCUACACUCCGGAAUCGUACGAGGCACUCAGCAAUGCUUAUCACAAAAAAAAAGUGGAGGCAUCUUUGCUGCGUCGUCGCCUCCUUGCAACGAGCAGCAUUGACUGCGCUAGUGAGUUGCAGGAGAAAUUGUUUCAAGUGCAAAAAGAUCUCUCUCGCCUGAAGGACCGCCUGGAAAAGAUGCGGCAGUUGCGCCGAAUGGAAGGGGGAGAUGUUGAGCGUCACGCUUCUGUGGAGAUUGAGGGUGAUGAUCAUGGUGCAAACGCUCGCUGGAUGGAAAGAAAGAACUGUCCGAUCCCAAAGGUUGCAGCAGCCGGAGUGGGGGUGGGGGAUGAAAUCAGUGCCGGUGAUGAACCUGUUUCGGUUUUUACCGGUGAGUUCGAAGCAAAUCAACUAAACACAAGCCAGCAGAGGGGAAAAAACUGUAAUGUCGCUGGAGAUAACUUCGAGGAAGAGGGUUUCACAACGCUACCGGUGUGUGUGGCUGAAAAGGGUACCAAACGUGUGGUGCAAGCCAGAUUGUCGGAUGGGCGUGAAAUCCAAUCGUUAUCUUCAGCGGCGAUCCAACUGAAGCGAGAAAUAGAAUUAGCCCGUGAAAAGCACCGGCGGGAGGAGGAGAGUCUCAUGAAAAAAAUGGAUGAGGCUUUGUCGACACUAGUCAAAAUAGAGAUGACCAUGAAAAACCUUGCUGAGCGUGAAAAGGAGGAAGCAUUGAUGGAGGAGGAGCGAUGCCGACUGGAAAAAGAGCGAAAGGAUGAAGCAAUCAAAAGGAUGAGACGAGAAGAAGCUGAAGCGCGUGCUCGAGCCAUGGAGCACGAACUUCUUCGUAAGCACGAAGAACGCUUGAAACUCCUAAACAUGCGGCGCGAGAAGGCACAGCAAGCGCAGCGUGAUGCAGAACUCGAACUGGAGCGUCAAAAAAAGGAAGAACAGGAGGCCUUGGAGGCUGAGGCCGAACUUCAGCGGAAACUGGAUGAGGCUAAAUCCAUGAUAUGGAGUGACAAAGCAGCGGGCGAGAUGCCCGUUAAGGACCAAGUCGUACAUGCUGUUGAGAGGGAGUGUACCCCCGUUUUCUCCGGCGACGCAGACGGUGAGGGCUGCUGUCGUGUUGCAUCAGAGGAGAUGAAACAUGAAUCGGCGUCGCUAUCUUCGGCAGAACAAGGAUCACCGUCUGAAUUAUCCUGCACUCCUGAGCAGUACGACGGUUUACACCUGGCAUCCAAGCGGUUGCGGAAGGAAAUUGCCGAGCUUGAGCGUCAAAUGGACGUUGAGGGAGAUGAGGAUGACAUGACGCUUAUGGCGGUUCUCGCGGUUUCGAGGGCCGAACUGGAGGAGUUAGAUGAAUUUAUCCGCAUGGUACAACUUAAGGAACCGUGGGCCACAGCGCGUGACAGAGCUCGAAGGGAAGAGGAGAUGAAGGAGGCGAAAAGCAGGGGUGACUCGCCCUGCGAUAUACAGGAAAAAAUAAGUGACAUCCGCUUCCAGAUUACCUUGAUGGAGAAGCGGCUUCAGCAUGCCACGGAGCGUCGGGUGAUAACGAAACUCGAACAGGGAAUCAUCAAUGGGAGACGAGAAAUUAAUCGUCUGCGGGUGGAACAGGACCGGCUGCGCCGUUCGGGGAGGCCGGCGGAUGCUGGUGGCAUUCAGGUUCCCCCCUUCGUAAGUGUUGCAGAAGCAUUGGCUGAGGCCGAGGCCGAAGAUAUCGAAGCUUCCGCCGUUGCCGACGACGAUCUCUAUCGUGAGGCACUGGAGGCUCCCGUUGGGGCGCAUGGAUCUGAUAAUGUUGCUUCUGUUGGUGGAAUGAACCGCCCGCAACCGGGUAAUGUUUUGGACCCCCUUGUCCCCGCCGAUCAUGUUACGGACUCUGCUAAUGACAACUCUGCUGAGUGUGCGGAAAGCACGCCACAAGAGGAUGAGAGGGAGCUGCAGCAGCUAAUGGUUCGGUUGAAGGCAGUGUUGGCAGAUAUCAAGCAACUGGAAGGACGCCUUGACGAGCAGGAAGAUGGGGAUGAUGCCGAAGCCAUCGCCAAAUCUCUCAUUCAGUUACAAGGGAAGUUGCAGCAGCUCCUCGAAAUGCGCGAAACGCUUAGGAAGCGCACGGAACGGGUGUCUUCGAGAGGGAAAUCAGAUUUUCGGGGGCCUGCUUUUGACGAAUCUGAGGAGGCGACUACGACGCCAACGCCAGCUGUUUUGACCCCGUUGUCCGGUCGGCCAAUUUCAGGUUAUGCAUUAUAUAAAGACGUCGGAGCCGUGCGUUCAGGUUCAGAAGAGUUUAAGCAAAGCGGUGCCGCGGGAGGGAAGAAGCAACAGAGGGUGAAGUCAAGAAAGGUCCGCAACUAA